AUGGCAAUAAUGAUCUCAGAGGAAGAGAGUAUGGGACUUUCGACAUCAAACAUGUAUCUUCACGGGAACCCCAAAUGCAGUCAUAUUAAUUUAAAGGCCAAUCGAGUCUCAUCUUCAUGGAGUUCAUUAGACAGAGAAACAGAUUACAACAGAUGGGUGUCAUGGAAUGCUAAUAACAACCGAAAGAGGGCCUUGUUGAGGGCAAAAUCAACCAUUCAGACAGCAGGCGCGGAUGGCAAAUCAGUUCUCGACGACAAGCUAAGGAAAGCUGAGAUGAACAGUGUCAGGGUGAAUGUUAGCCAAGACGGGACUGGCCAUUUUAAGACCAUAAAAGAAGCUGUCGAUAGCAUUCCACCAUACAACACCAGAAGAGUUAUAAUUGCAAUCAAACCUGGUGUUUAUAGGUAUGCUUUCGAUUCACUUAAUGUCAAAGCUGUACAUCACAUUAAUACUGUAUUAAUUGUCAGUACUCGUGAAGAUACUGACUUGAUGUGA
Dovyalis caffra is the source of this 495-nucleotide messenger RNA. The record is from the annotation of a GenBank genome assembly. NCBI's taxonomy places the organism in Eukaryota, Viridiplantae, Streptophyta, Magnoliopsida, Malpighiales, Salicaceae.